GACAGAAAACAACAAAAAGAUGCACGAAAUAUGCCUCAAUCAUUUGCUGCAUUCUAAGAGAUCCUGAAUAAAAUCAAUAAAUAAAAUGCCAAAACUGACGACAAAGAAGAACAAGAUGUUGGGGCAUCUCUCAAGAACAGGAGCAGUCAAACAAGUGUAUAGACAACUCAGGUCAAAAUCUAUCCCAUCAACUGAUAAAAGUGAUGGAACCAUACCCAUAGCCGCCUCUGAUACUCAUGACACGACCAACAAAGAUAUCAAAGCAAUUAUAAACAAGCUGACAAAUUUGUACUCGCAGAAUGCCAACGAGAAGAACGCUAUUGCACAGAAGAAGUACAUGAGGAACCAGUUUGAGUUUUUUGGCCUUAUGUCUCCAGAGCGAAAGCAAAUUGACAAAGAGGUUUUACAAUGUUCUCCGAAACUUUCGUUAAAGGAUACAAGAGAACUACUAUUGUCGUUAUGGCAACAAGACCAGAGAGAAUUCCAGCAAUUUGCCUUGACGUAUGCAACCAAGUAUAAAGAACGUCUGUGUGGGGAGACAAUAAACGACUGUUUGGAAUCGUUAGAAUGUAUUAAAAAACUUAUAACUACUAAAAGCUGGUGGGACACCAUAGACAUGCUUUGCCCAAAAGGACACUUUAUACUGAAACAUAGGGCUGAGCUGUCCCCGGUAAUGGAUGAAUGGAUCAUGUCGGACAAUAUGUGGCUUCGGAGGUGCGCUAUAUAUCAUCAAUUGUAUUAUAAAGAAAACACUAACCAGGACCAGUUAUUCAGGUAUUGUAAGGCCUGCGCUCACGAGAAGGACUUCUUCAUUAGAAAGGUUAUUGGAUGGUCCCUCAGAUCCUACUUCAGAACAGACCCAGACGCUGUGAAGACAUUUGUAAAAGACAAUGAAAUAAUUCUUUCGACGUUGAGUAAGCGAGAAGCAUUGAAGCAUGCCUAAGACCGACACCAGACCAUGGUCAUUUUAAUUUGACUCCGAAUGUAAUCAAGAUUCGUCUUCGACUUUUAUGAUCAAAGAUGGAAAAAAUUGAAAAUAAUUAAUUUUGUAUAUGCAACUUCUAUAUUUUAAAAAUAGUUUUUCAAUAACGCUUUGUCAAAAAAAAUUAAUUUGUUUCUGCAU
Messenger RNA from Owenia fusiformis, 1123 nucleotides. The record is from the annotation of a GenBank genome assembly. Lineage: Eukaryota; Metazoa; Annelida; Polychaeta; Sabellida; Oweniidae.